AGAUGAAAAAAACAACCAUGAAUGAGCCACUAGACGGUUUUGCAAAUGCUUCUGAUUUCCCUGAUUAUGCAGCUGCUAUUGGAAAUUGCUCUGAUGAAAAAAUCCCACUUAAGAGGGACUACCUCCCAGUUAUUUACAGCAUCAUCUUCCUGGUGGGCUUUCCGGGGAACGCAAUGGCAAUCUCCACGUACAUCUUCAAAAUGCGGCCCUGGAAGAGCAGCACCAUCAUCAUGCUCAACCUGGCUUGCACGGACCUGCUGUACCUAACCAGCCUGCCUUUCCUGAUUCACUACUAUGCCGGCGGCGAAAACUGGAUCUUUGGGGAUUUUAUGUGCAAGUUCAUCCGCUUUGGAUUCCAUUUCAACCUGUACGGCAGCAUCCUCUUCCUCACUUGUUUCAGCAUCUUCCGCUACAUUGUGAUCAUUCACCCAAUGAGCUGCUUCUCCAUUCACAAAACGCAGUGGGCCGUGGUGGCCUGCGUGGUGGUGUGGAUGGUUUCUCUGGUGGCUAUUAUUCCCAUGACCUUUCUGAUCACUUCCACCACCAGGACCAACAGAUCCGCCUGCCUGGACCUCAGUAGUUCUGAUGACCUCACAACCAUCAAAUGGUACAAUCUCAUUUUGACAGCUACCACGUUCUGCUUCCCCCUGGUGAUAGUGACACUCUGCUACACGAUGAUUAUCUACACCCUAAACCAAGGACCUCAGACUCGCAGCUGCCUGAAGCAAAAAGCCCGGAGGCUAACCAUCCUGCUGCUCCUGGUGUUUUAUGUGUGUUUCCUUCCCUUCCAUAUCCUGAGGGUCAUUCGGAUUGAAUCUCGCCUCAGCUGCCCCAUGGAGAAGCAGAUCCACGAAGCUUACAUCGUCUCCCGGCCACUCGCUGCCCUCAACACCUUCGGGAACCUGUUACUGUAUGUGGUGGUUGGGGACAACUUUCAGCAGGCCGUCUGCUCCAUGGUGAGAUGCAGCGCAAGUGGGGACCCGGAGAAAGCCCAGAAAAUCAGUUGCUCCUACCAGCCCUAACCCGCUUUGUUUCUCAGCCCAAAAGAAAAGCCUGCUGAUAUUUUUCCUGUAACUUCUGAGAAGUCCAGAAAGCCUCCCUCAGGGGGACUGUCAAUAAAUAUUGGGUAUUGAGGUGAUCAGGUGCCAAAGUCAGGACGGGGCAGCUGGGACUCAUUUGUGGCCACAUAGUGAGAUCCUUUCUUGGGUAAAUAUAAGGAUAGGACAGUGCAUUUCAGGAAAGGAUCCAGAUGUAGAAUUGGAAACAUUGGUACUCAAAGGCAUCUCAGAGAACAUCGAGUCUCACCUACUUCUUAGGGAAACUGAAGGUCACCCACUUGCCCACUAUCUCCCCACAAGCUGUUCUGAGAUAAGAGAAAACUAGU
Messenger RNA from Talpa occidentalis (Iberian mole), 1384 nucleotides. RefSeq names its product oxoglutarate receptor 1 (gene OXGR1). NCBI's taxonomy places the organism in Eukaryota, Metazoa, Chordata, Mammalia, Eulipotyphla, Talpidae. Gene Ontology annotation, cellular component: plasma membrane. The record is from RefSeq and is a predicted model, not a curated record. Gene Ontology annotation, molecular function: G protein-coupled receptor activity. Gene Ontology annotation, biological process: G protein-coupled receptor signaling pathway.